AACGCGACUUCCGGGAGCUCUAAGAAGUCGCUUCCCGCUCUGGCAGGAGGCGGGGCCCUGCGUGCACGCCGCGGAGUCUGCUGGUGUAAACUGCAAUCCCGCUGACGGGACCAGGGAGGGACGGGCCGGGAGACGGUGGCUGCAGCGCUGAGACUGGGGUGCCCCGAGGCCGCGCCGUCUGUCCUGGACGUGGCCGUUCAUUCCUGGCGUGCGGCUGAGGAGCAGGGGCCCCUCGGGGGCUCUGGGAGUCGGUGCCUAGGCCUGAAGGACAGCCACCUCGCGCUUGCCCUGGGCUGCUGCCGGCCUUCUCAGAGCGGAGGGCGUCCCCUUCCUCCACCCCACGGCCCAGGUGACCGCUGCCAUGGCUUUUCCCCAUCGGCCGGACGCCCCUGAGCUGCCUGACUUCUCUAUGCUCAAGAGGCUGGCUCGAGACCAGCUCAUCUAUCUGCUGGAGCAGCUUCCUGGAAAAAAGGAUUUGUUCAUUGAGGCAGAUCUCAUGAGCCCUUUGGAUCGAAUUGCCAACGUCUCCAUUCUGAAGCAACACGAAGUAGACAAGCUGUACAAGGUGGAAAACAAGCCAGCCCUCAGCUCCAGUGAACAAUUGUGCUUCUUGGUCAGACCCCGCAUCAAGAACAUGCGAUACAUUGCCAAUCUUGUUAAUGCUGACAAAUUGGCUGGCCGCACUCGCAAAUACAAAGUGAUCUUCAGCCCUCAGAAGUUUUAUGCGUGUGAGAUGGUGCUCGAGGAAGAGGGGAUCUAUGGAGAUGUGAGCUGUGACGAAUGGGCCUUCUCUCUGCUGCCUCUUGAUGUGGAUCUGCUGAGCAUGGAACUACCAGAAUUCUUCAGGGACUACUUUCUGGAAGGAGAUCAGCGUUGGAUCAACACUGUGGCCCAGGCCUUACACCUUCUCAGCACUCUCUAUGGUUCCUUUCCCAACUGCUAUGGGAUUGGCAGAUGUGCCAAGAUGUCAUAUGAAUUGUGGAGGAAACUGGAGGAGGAGGAGGAUGGUGAAACCAAGGGCCGAAGGCCAGAGAUUGGACAUAUCUUUCUCCUGGACAGAGACAUGGACUUUGUGACGGCGCUUUGCUCCCAAGUGGUUUACGAGGGCCUGGUGGAUGACACCUUCCGCAUCAAGUGUGGGAGUGUCGACUUUGGCCCAGAAGUCACAUCCUCUGACAAGAGCCUGAAGGUGCUACUCAAUGCUGAGGACAAGGUGUUUAAUGAGAUUCGUAAUGAGCAUUUCUCCAACGUCUUUGGUUUCUUGAGCCAGAAGGCCCGGAACUUGCAGGCCCAGUAUGAUCGCCGGAGAGGCAUGGACAUCAAGCAGAUGAAGAACUUCGUGUCCCAGGAGCUCAAGGGUCUGAAACAGGAGCACCGCCUGCUGAGUCUCCAUAUUGGGGCCUGUGAAUCCAUCAUGAAGAAGAAAACCAAGCAGGAUUUCCAGGAGCUGAUCAAGACCGAGCAUGCGCUGCUAGAGGGCUUCAGCAUCCGGGAGAGCACCAGCUACAUCGAGGAACACAUCGACCGGCAGGUGUCACCCAUAGAAAGCCUUCGCCUCAUGUGCCUUCUGUCCAUCACUGAGAAUGGUGAGCCCAAAAGACCAAAAACCGACAAGGCUGCAGGAAAGAUUACUGAUGCCUUCAGUUCUCUGGCCAAGAGGAGCAAUUUUCGUGCCAUCAGCAAAAAGCUGAAUUUGAUCCCACGUGUGGAUGGCGAGUAUGAUCUGAAAGUGCCCCGAGACAUGGCUUAUGUCUUCAGUGGUGCUUACGUGCCCCUGAGCUGCCGAAUCAUUGAGCAGGUGCUGGAGCGGCGGAGCUGGCAGGGCCUGGACGAGGUGGUCCGGCUGCUCAACUGCAGCGAGUUUGCAUUCACAGACAUGAUCAAGGACGACAAGGCUUCCAGCGAGUCCCUGCGUCUCAUCUUGGUGGUGUUCUUGGGUGGUUGCACAUUCUCUGAGAUCUCAGCCCUCCGGUUCCUGGGCAGAGAGAAAGGGUACAGGUUCAUUUUUCUGACGACAGCAGUCACCAACAGUGCUCGCCUCAUGGAGGCCAUGAGUGAGGUGAAAGCCUGAAGUUUUCCCUGCCAGUGUGAAACCUUCUCUGGACACGUUCCUCAGUGGGAUGCGGGAGUCUGGCGCCCAGCUGCUAACGCAGUGUCCGCCGACUAGCUACCUGCGAAGAGCUGGGACCACAGAACUACUGGGGAUUUAGAAAACAUAUCUGAGGACAGAGUUUACUUCCUGCCCUCAGGAUAUUUCUCUUUUUGGUUUAUGAAGUACCGCCCGUGCUGCUAAGAUACAAGGGAAGAGGUAUCCUUUGCUAAAUCCUGUUUGAAUAUGAUUGUAAAUAAAGCCUCUACUCUUGGACGUAA
This is a messenger RNA of Propithecus coquereli (Coquerel's sifaka), 2370 nucleotides long. RefSeq names its product vacuolar protein sorting 33 homolog B (yeast) (gene VPS33B). Gene Ontology annotation, cellular component: CORVET complex; lysosome. The transcript is spliced from 22 exons. Gene Ontology annotation, biological process: intracellular protein transport; vesicle-mediated transport. The coding region runs from base 362 to 2071 and encodes 569 amino acids. The record is from RefSeq and is a predicted model, not a curated record. NCBI's taxonomy places the organism in Eukaryota, Metazoa, Chordata, Mammalia, Primates, Indriidae.